Haemorhous mexicanus (house finch) is the source of this 17281-nucleotide messenger RNA. RefSeq names its product neurotrophic receptor tyrosine kinase 3 (gene NTRK3). The record is from RefSeq and is a predicted model, not a curated record. Lineage: Eukaryota; Metazoa; Chordata; Aves; Passeriformes; Fringillidae. Gene Ontology annotation, molecular function: neurotrophin binding; transmembrane receptor protein tyrosine kinase activity; neurotrophin receptor activity. The transcript is spliced from 18 exons. Gene Ontology annotation, biological process: protein phosphorylation; cellular response to nerve growth factor stimulus; cell surface receptor protein tyrosine kinase signaling pathway. Gene Ontology annotation, cellular component: signaling receptor complex; axon; plasma membrane. The coding region runs from base 588 to 3146 and encodes 852 amino acids.
GCGGAGCCCGGUUCUCUUUGCAAGCCUUCCUCCUCCUCUUCCUCCUCCCCUGCUUUUUGUGCCCGCCGCAGCAGGGCUGGCCAGGCCGGGGGAGGGAAGAGAUGGGAAGGGGAGAUCGCCCCCUCCUCUCCCUCUGUCUGUUUUUUUUGCAGGUGUGUCAAUUUUAAUUCUGCCCAGUAGGUGGGACUUGGUGACUUUCGCACCGUUUUUGUUAUUUAUUUAUUUCCCCGGCUGCUUCUCUCCCUCCCUUCCUCCCCUCCCAUCCCUCCCUCCCUAGCCUCCCGUUGCGAUCCUCCGGAGCGGCUGCGGGAGCGGCGGGCGGCCGGGCCGGCAUGCAUCCAUCCCCGCCCGCGGCCGCGGCCGCUGCCCUAGCGGGAAUUACAGCCUCUCCCAGCCAGCUGCCAGCAUGAUUUCAUCUGCUGGAGGAUUUUUGCAGCUGAUCGCUUGAGGUUUUGUUGUUGUUGUUUUUUUUUUUUUUUUUUUCUUUUUCCUCCCUCUGUCUUUGUUUCCUUCCCCCUUUCCCCCCCUUCCCCUCCCUCCAUCCCCCCUUUCCUCCUCCUCCUCUUUUUUAGAAGCAGCAAUCGGAGAUGGAUGUCUCUCUUUGCCCUACCAAGUGCACUUUCUGGAGGGUUUUUUUGCUCUGGAGCAUUUGGGGAGACUAUCUGCUUUCGGUGCUGGCUUGCCCUGCUAAUUGUCUUUGCAGCAAGACAGACAUCAAUUGCAAGAAGCCGGAUGAUGGGAACCUCUUCCCUCUCUUGGAAGGGCAGGAUUCAGGCAGCAGCAAUGGCAACACGAGCAUCAAUAUCACGGACAUCUCAAGGAACAUCACUUCCAUACACAUAGAGAACUGGAAGAACUUGCAGACACUGAACGCCGUUGACAUGGAGCUGUACACAGGACUCCAGAGGCUGACAAUCAGGAACUCAGGACUACGAAACAUCCAGCCAAGAGCCUUUGCCAAGAACCCCCACCUGCACUAUAUAGACCUCUCCGGGAACCGGCUCACCACUCUGUCAUGGCAACUCUUCCAGACACUGCGACUCUUUGAACUGAAACUAGAGAGGAACCUUUUUAACUGCAGCUGUGACAUCCGCUGGAUCCAGCUCUGGCAGGAGAAGAGCGAGGCAAACCUGCAGUACCAGGAUCUCUACUGCAUGACCAUGGAUGCAGCCAUCAUCACUUUGAAGGAGAUGAACAUCACCCAGUGUGACCUUCCUGAGAUCAGUGUGAGCCAUGUGAACCUGACGGUGCGGGAAGGGGAGAACGCCGUCAUCACCUGCAAUGGCUCAGGAUCGCCGCUACCGGACGUGGACUGGACAGUGGCUGAACUCCACUCCAUCAACACCCACCAGACCAACCUCAACUGGACCAAUGUUCAUGCCAUCAAUUUGACCUUGGUGAACGUCACCAGCGAGGACAACGGAUUCCUGCUUACCUGCAUUGCUGAGAACGUGGUGGGGAUGAGCAAUGCCAGUGUGCUGCUCACUGUCUACUAUCCCCCUCGCAUCCUUACUCUGGAGGAGCCGGUGCUGCACAUGGACCACUGCAUUGCAUUUGCAGUGCAUGGGAACCCAGCUCCCACCCUCCACUGGCUGCACAACGGCCAGGUGCUCCGCGAGACAGAGAUCAUCCGCAUGGAGUUCUACCAACAGGGGGAAGUGUCUGAGGGCUGCCUGCUCUUCAACAAACCCACCCACUACAACAACGGCAACUACACGAUUGUGGCUACCAACCAGCUGGGCUCAGCCAACCAAACGAUCAAAGGACACUUCCUUGAAAAGCCUUUUCCAGAGAGUACGGACAGCUUUGUCUCAAUCGGUGAUUAUGAAGUGAGUCCCACCCCACCCAUCACUGUGACCCACAAACCAGAGGAGGACACUUUUGGGGUUUCCAUAGCGGUUGGGCUGGCAGCUUUUGCUUGUGUCCUCUUGGUCGUGCUCUUUAUUAUGAUCAACAAGUACGGCCGGCGCUCCAAGUUCGGAAUGAAAGGUCCCGUGGCAGUGAUCAGCGGGGAGGAGGACUCAGCCAGUCCUCUCCACCACAUCAACCAUGGCAUCACGACGCCCUCGUCCCUGGACGCCGGCCCGGACACGGUGGUGAUCGGCAUGACGCGCAUCCCCGUCAUCGAGAACCCCCAGUACUUCCGACAAGGUCACAACUGCCACAAGCCAGACACGUAUGUCCAGCAUAUUAAGAGGAGAGACAUCGUUUUGAAGAGGGAGCUGGGAGAAGGUGCCUUUGGGAAGGUGUUCUUGGCCGAGUGUUACAACCUCAGCCCCACUAACGACAAAAUGCUGGUGGCAGUGAAGGCUCUGAAGGACCCCACGCUGGCAGCCCGCAAGGAUUUCCAGCGGGAGGCAGAGCUGCUCACCAACCUGCAGCACGAGCACAUCGUCAAGUUCUACGGCGUCUGCGGCGACGGCGACCCGCUCAUCAUGGUCUUCGAGUACAUGAAGCACGGGGACCUCAACAAAUUCCUCAGGGCACAUGGCCCAGAUGCAAUGAUCCUGGUGGAUGGGCAGCCUCGACAAGCCAAAGGGGAGCUAGGGCUAUCCCAGAUGCUCCACAUUGCCAGCCAGAUAGCCUCUGGAAUGGUGUACCUUGCCUCCCAGCACUUUGUGCACAGAGAUCUGGCCACCAGGAACUGCUUGGUCGGAGCCAACCUGCUGGUGAAGAUUGGAGACUUUGGGAUGUCAAGAGAUGUCUACAGCACUGAUUACUACAGGGAAGGGCCGCGUCUGAAGGGCCAGCUCAGCGCAGCGUGGCAGCGACAGAGACUGGCACCGUCGGCAGCUGCAACAGUUGGAGGACACACCAUGCUGCCUAUCCGCUGGAUGCCUCCAGAGAGCAUCAUGUACAGGAAAUUCACCACAGAGAGUGAUGUCUGGAGCUUCGGGGUGAUCCUCUGGGAGAUUUUCACAUAUGGGAAGCAACCCUGGUUCCAGCUCUCAAACACAGAGGUCAUUGAGUGCAUUACCCAAGGCCGAGUUUUGGAGAGGCCCCGAGUCUGCCCCAAGGAGGUUUACGACAUCAUGUUGGGCUGCUGGCAGAGGGAACCUCAGCAACGGCUCAACAUCAAGGAGAUCUACAAGAUCCUCCAUGCUCUGGGCAAGGCCACACCAAUCUACCUGGACAUCCUUGGCUAGCAGUGGCCACUUGUUGGAAGUCCCUGCUCCUUCCUCCCGUCCUUCCUUCCCUCUCCCACCCCCAAACCCUUUUCCCCUCAGCUCCCAAACAAACAUCAUAUAAACUCAAGUGCCUGCUACACAUACAACACUGAAAACAAAAAAAAGCAAAACAAAAAGCAAACCAACAAAAAUCCCACAGAACAACAACCUGUAAAGCAGUUUGGCUUAUAUAUAUUUAUAGAUAUCUCUCUCUAUAUAACUACCACACCAAUACAGAAAGAAGCUGCUGUUACAGAAAAUUGUGAGACUAUAUAAAAAAAAAAAAAAAGAAACAAAAAAGGGACAAAAAGUACUUAAAAAUAUAUAUAUAAUUAAAAAAAAAAAAAAAAGAGAAAGAAAGGAGAAGGUAUCUUUUCCCCGAGCAAUCAAGCAGUGAAACGUAACCCUGCUGUGAGCAUGGUUCGGGCAGCUGGGCAGGGCUCUAGACUGGCUAUGGCAGCGAUGCCAUCCUGGGCAGGAGCUGCAGGAAGAAAGCCUUGCCCUGGUUGUAUGAUAUGCACUGAAUGUGUGAAAUCAGUCCUCCCUUUUCGUCCUUGCCUCCCUCCCUCCCUCCUUGCCAGCCCGCAGGUGAUGGGCACAAAGCCAGGGCAGUGCCCCUGGAUGAACUCUCUUUUACCAACCCCUUCCUCUUAGUCCCUCCUCAUCCCUUUCUGCCUUCCUGCCUUUUUCCUCCCUCCUACAUUUCAGGACAAUUUUUCUAAUUUGCUGAUUCUUAAAUGUAUAGACUCAAGGCUUUUGAACACACAGUCAAAGGAUUGUGGCACCUACGGGUAAAACACACACUGGGUAAAACACACCAGGGAGCCGCUGCCCUCCUGCAGGCUGCAGGCUCCUGCCCCAGCCCUCCUCUGCCCCAGCCCUCUGCCAGUGCUGGCAGAGCAGCAGGACCAAAGCAGCUGUGCCUGGGAGUCGAGGGGGGGUCCUGGGGACUCGGUCCUGAAUCAUCCCCAGCCUGCUCCAGUGUGUGAGACAGGAGUGCUGCUCACCCAGGGCGUCCAGUGCAGGCGUCACUUUGGAGGAACAACCCCGCUCCUCUCCACCCUUUAUGGCUGUUAGUGGCCAUGGGGUUGGUUAGUGGCCAUGGGGUUGUUCCCCUGCCCUCAGCUGUCUCCAUCAGGGCCAAAUUGGCCCCUGGUGUAAACUUUUAGUGAGCAGGGUUGGAUCCUUGCUCUCCUCAUGGGGGAAAGGCUACAGGGUGCAGACAGCUGGGAGCAUGCCUGCAACCCUGCUGGGCAUUCUGUGGGGUCAGCAUAUCCCAGCGCUCUUCCCCCCUAUGCUCUCCCCUUCCCCAUUCCUGCCCCAUGCCUCAGUCCAAGCCUCAGGCACAAGCCAGCGGGGGACAGGGAGGGGGACCAGGCUCGUGAGAUGGCUGGGAACCUACCAACACCUGCCUGCAGCUCCCUUGCCAUUCUCCUCACGUCCCCAUCCCCUGAAAGGAUUGAUGCAUCUGCCUUUGAGCUGUUGUGAAAUGCAGAGGCUGAAGAAUAGCUCCACAGGCAGCCCCGGGAGGAGGGGGGAAGGAGGGGAAGGUGCCUUCAGGAGCAGACGGCUCAGCGGAUGGCCGCAGCGGCCAGCCUUGCAUCUCAAUGAGGAGAAAGGCCUGGCAGGCAGCAACAGGGGGUGCUGGGGACAGCCAGGGAGAGACAGCAGCAUCCUCACUAUGGCCGAUCUCCCCGGAGCAGAAAAUAAUCCUGACCUAGGGAAAUACUCAGUCAGAUGCUGGAUCCUGCCUGUCCAGACUGGGCUGAGAAUACAAAACAUCUCUGGGCCUUUUUUUCAUAUGGAUAAUGGAGGAUGAGGGGGAACCUCAGCUUGGCAGCUGCUCUCAGGAGGCAGGGAACGGGCGGCACAGGCAUUGUCAUGGCAAUUUUGAGAAGGCAACAACUGCCAGCACAAAAAUAGCCUGCUCGGAUGUGGCACUUGUGGAGGGCAAUGCAGAUGGGAGAAGAGGGGACAGAGAAGGGAUCUUGGCUCCUUCCCCAUGGCCAGAGCAAUAUUCAUGUCCAGGAUGCAAGGGGAUCUAGGUGACUGGUUAUGGCUUGCACUGAAAGGGAAGAUUUUGCAUCCUCCCCCCAUCCCCCAUGUCUCCUGACAAUCAAUAUCUCUCACUCAUGGCAGUGGCAUGGGGUGUCUGAUGGUUUCAGACAGGGGCAGGGGACACUGCUGAAGGAGGAUUGUGGUGGCAACAGCAGCUGUGGGUUUAUUCUGUGUCUGUGUAAUGUGCAGUGAGAGCCUGGGGUGGGAGAUGGUGGGCGGCAGUAGCCACGUGGGAGUGAGGACACAACAUUCCUCUGCCUGUUUGAGAGAUCUGGGCUAGUGGGACAGACUCAUGCCAAUGGGGCCUGGACAGACUGCCACUGAACAGGCACCAGCUGCCCACAGCAUCAACAGUGAUGGCAUGGUCAUGGACAAGGCUGUGGGCCAGCACCAGGAGUCCACACACAGGAACAUGCUCCCUCUCCAUAGCAGGACCUUGUUCUUUUGGAAGAGGAUAUCCUGCCUAUUUAGGUCCAACUUUGAAAGGGGAAAAGACUGAUUAAAAGGUUGCUGGCCUCAGCCUGGCUCCCUUUUUCUGCAGGCUGCUUGGCUAAAAGGAUUGGAGAUUCAGCACAGGGAGAGAACAAGCAUGGCUGUUAAUUGUCCAGCAUCUCCAGGAGAAAACCCUUUCCUGGGGUAGCCUGUCUAUUACUCCAGGGGGUUUCUUGCUCGUGCCUCCCAGGCACUGUGCCAGUUGUACAAGGCCACAGUUUUGUCCACCCCUCUCUCUCACUCCCAUGCUGUCAUUUCUUUUUUGGCUUUUACACUACAAAGUCACCUACAGACACUGGUUCCCAUCUGAUGAGAUUCCCUCAUCACAGCUGCACAGCAGCUACAUCCUCCCCUCCUCACUUCUUUCCUCCUUCCCCUCCUCCCCAGCACCACCACCCUGCCCCUUCACCACCUCUUUGUACUGUCACAAUGAGAAGGUGAGCUCAGGAGCUGAGUGUGACACCGAGACUUGGUGCUGCAUGUUUAGGAUUAGGUGGCCUGUCAGGAGAGUUUCUGUGUUCCCAGAAGAUGGCAAAUGACUGAAGAAGGUGGUGAGAUGCUCAGGCUCUGGCUGCUUUGCUCUUAGCCCCACCACGGGCAGGGACUGCCUUGGAGAAAGGUCCUUUUGUCAGAGUUAAUUGUCAACUGCUGCUCAGAAGAGCUGGAUAAGCUGCACUUCUGUGCUGUGACAUCUGCUCUGUUGCUGCUCUGGCCCCCUUGGCCUGUCAUUGUUGGAUGGAGGUUUGUUGGGAGCAAGGAGAAGAUUGUUUUUUGUUCAAACACAUGACAGAAACUGCUGCAUCCCUUUUUGGCAUGACAGUUUUGGAGGGGAAGAGGGAAAGCAGCUGUGCUGCAUUCCUGGUGAACACCCUGAGACCUCGUUUCCAGAAGCACCUUUCCUGGAGCAGAAGAGAGCUUCCCAUCAGCAUGGACUGGGGAUCUUCCCUGUAGGAAGAAGGCUCUGUGAUGGGGCUGUGUGUGAGGAGAAGAAAAGCAGAUUUUGGGGGAAACUCUCACAAAGUAUCAACAUCUGAGUGUUUGGAGUCAAAGAGAAAUGAGUUUGUGCUUCUUUAUUUCUCAGAGAGACACGUCCCUAUGCCCUGCCUCUCCUCAGAGCAGAGAGCUAUCCCUGCUGCCUGGGAACAUGUCUCAGCUCUGGGGCAAGCCUGGCCAAAUUUCCAGCACAUCCAGGCAGACCUUCCCACCACCCAGCCUCUUCCAUCUGCAGUUUUCUCAAGGGACUUGUGAAAGGGAGCUGGAAGGAACACCAGUCUGAGCAGGGCUGAGAAGGGGCCAUAGGGUCUUCCCUGUCCCAGCUGCAUGCUGCUCCCUAAAAAUUAAAAUUGUUUGCACCAACUCAGUCACCCAAGGGUGUCACUGAAGUGAUGCUUUCUUGGAAGUGAAGGUGCUAUUUUGGUGCAUGGUACAGGUGGAAAUUUUGUGCCAGGGCUGCAAACUGCAGGCAGUGAAUGUGGCUCCAGCCUCAGGGUCUCAUCAGUGACCUGGUUUGUUUUCUCCUGCCGUUCUUUUCUUCCCACCCCAGUCUGUCGGGUUGCAAGACAGAAGCUGAAAUGUAGCAAAGGGAAGAGAUGCAGAGAUCUGCCAGACUGAAUGGCCAUCCUGUCUCCUGCACAACUUGCCCAGCUGGCCUUUUUAGAUGUCCCUCAGUGCAUGGAUUUUGGGGAGUGAAAAAGUCUGAACUGCCUAUCCUUGGGUCUUCAGGGUGCUGAAUUGCAGAUGGGUGACUCUGGGAACUGUGCUGCCCAGACAAAUGUGAAAACUGUGGAAUGCUUUUAAAGAGGGUGCUUGCUUGAGAGACACCGUUAGCUCUGAGCCGUUUGCUUGUCCCAGGGAGUGGGUGGAACAAGGUGAGAAAAUGUGUGGAGGAAUAAAAGAACCAAGGAAAGGGAAAAGCUGGUUUUAGAAGGCAACUGAGUAUCUUGGGUUGGGAAAUCAAGACUUGGGGAGUGUGGUGUAGAAUUUUAAGUAGCACAAUGGAUACGAGCAAAAACAAAAGAAAAUAGCAACAUACUGCAGCUCCAGGAACAGUUAGCUAUGAAACUGGGCAAAUACUGGUUUAAAAAGGAGGCAGAAACCAAUAAAAUCAAGGGACCAUUUAUGCAGGUGGGAAACGAAGUCACUAGGCUUUGUGCUUUUCUGUGAUUUUUUUUUUUCUGUAAGAAAAUGCAACUAAAAGAAGGUCUCAAAAGUUAUGCUGUUUCAGGGGCACAGACAGAAGUAUCACAUGAGCUGUUUCCUUUCACAUGAAAGGCUCUUAUUACCCAGAACUCAAAUGUGUAGGUUUCCUUAGUUCAGGAUAUGGGCUGAAGAACGCAGACACGGUCACCACAAGCCCCCAAACCCAGAGGUAGUUUGGAACACCUGAUCAGCAUUCAUUUGUGUGCCAGUCUGUGUGAAAAUUGUUCAGCAUAUUAUCUUAAAAAGGUUUUAAAAAUCUUUCUAGUUUCCUCCCUCCCCAGGGAGUAUCUACAUCCUUUCCUGGUCUGGCCAGGAAUCAGCUGAAGCACUACAGCCAUGGCUUGUACCCAAAGUCUUUGCAACAGCUUUAGGUGUGUUCUCUGGUUGUAAGGCAAUGAUGAGAAUAAGCAAGGGGAAUAAAGGAGAUCCUGGCUGUGAUACCACGCUGUGGUGGCUGCUCUGAUAGCUGGAAGGCUCUGGACAUCAACAGGGCUGCUCUGCUAUGGGACUCACAGGCACAGGAGUGUCUUGGUGCAACACAAAAGUCUUGUUCUCCAUUUAGGUUCAGUGGCUUUCUGAUGGACGGUGGGUUCAUGGAGCCUUGGCAUAUGGUGGUGUGACCAAAUGAGUACCAAAAGCAGAAGAUGAGAAAAUUCCCUCCUCAGCACUGCUUUUCAGCAGUGGACAGACUUGCUUAACUCUAAGGUAGCUUCUCCACUCCUGCACCAAGGCAUUUCUUACAUCAGUACCCAUUUAAUGUUCACAUAGCUGCUAAAUCCUAAAAAUUCUUUUCCCUUUGCUGCUGUCCUUGAAAGUAGAGAUAUUGAAUUUCGAGCCUGGAGAAUGUAGGUGUUUUCUAAACAUCUGUCCUGGCUGGCAGUGUCAUAAAUGACACAGGCAGAGAUGUCAGUCGCUGCUCUGGCAGGAAUGGAGGAGCAUUACAUCUCUCCUGUGCCUCUUUUUAAUUUCCAAUGCAACACUGAGCCAUGAAACCGCUCCCUCAGAGAAGUGAUUGGAGUCCCAUUGCUUGCAAUUUUGAAAAACUGAACUGAGGAAAGAGAUAAGAGACUGAAGAGAAGGAAGAACAAAAUAUUCCAGCUUUCCCCAACAGUUAAGUAAGCUGGUAGGUCGGUUUCAUGUUGGUGGCUUGGGUUUCUCACAGACCCAAUCUGAGAGCUCUUUUUAAACUAAAGAAAGACCAUUGGUUCCUCCUCCCUUCUGCUAGUCACACAAUUUUAGCAUUUCUGCAAGGGGAAGAGGCAUCACAAAUCUAACCUUCACUUCCCCACACUGUCAGGAGUCCUCCACAGGAACUGCUCUCCCUCCCAGCACAAGUGACUGAUCCCACUGCUGAAAACUGGAGCAGUUGUUCUGAGGGGGAGUUUAACUGCUGAACUACUGGCAGCUUAGGACAAGGUCCCAGCAGGGAAGGCCUGAAAUACCUCUAAAGAAAAUCAUAGCUCUGGGCGGUCCAAAUGUCUUCUUGCAUGUUUUCUCUUGCUCUCUGCUGGCUUCCAGCCUCUCCAGUCUUUGCUGCUUGAUACUCAGAGAACUGAGUUUCUGCAUUCCCUCCCUUUACUGAGCUCAGAGGACUGGUGAAGCAGUUUGAUUUCAAUGUGGUAGGUGAGAUUAGAUUUCUCCCUCCAUGCCCUCUUCUUUUUCUCCCUGUGCAGCUCCUGUCCUUGCAGUUCUCAGGACUUGACUAGCAGAGUUUUUAAAUGAAGUGAAAGUCUUAAUGUGAGGUGAAUCCCAAGACCACAAACAGUUUGGACUUCAAACAGUGAGAAAAUUGGCGCCGGAUGAUUCCGCACACAAAGCAGAAAACUUUCAUUUCCUGCAGGCAGGAUGGAAUUGACUGUUAUAUUAAGACUUCAGAAGGAGCACUGCCCCGGAGUAAUUUCACUGCUGUCAGGCAGUGUUGACAUCUAGAUUAACCUCUGUGCAGUGAAUUUUACAGCAACGCUCAUUGUAAUGCAUGUGGGGUAUCUCCUGUAAAUCCCAGCUGAAGCCCACAGUGUCCCACCCAUCUGCACAGGAGGAAGGGUUGGGGAGCAGCUGCUAUCAUUUCUGACCCCAGCAAAGCAUGACUCCAACCUCAUCCAGGCCAGUUCUGCUGAAACUGAUUUUCUGCUGUGCUAAAGUGACAAUAGCUCCAGCCUGUAUUUUUUUCCUUCUAAUUCCCCAAAGAGGUUUACAUCACAAGGCUGAAAUUUUUGCCAGUGACAAACAGCUCCCUUCAUGUAUCCAGCCAGCAGUACAGUCCUAAUUAAAAGGCACUAGUUAACUAGAGGCAAUUAGCUGCUUGCACUGAUUAAUUCCAAGACAUACAAUCCCCAAACACAAAGCUCUGAUCGGAUGUGAUCUAAACGGCAGACAAACUCCCAGCUGAUGUGAGAAGGUGGCAUCCAAUCCUACUCACCAGCACACAGGCACACAGUGAACGCUGCCUACCAAACCAAAACUGCAUGAAUUAAAGAAAUUCACACAGUUAACUCUGUGAAACUCAGAGGACAUUGCAAAAGAAGCCCUUUGGUUCUAGAAAUGAAUGCUCCUGCUGCUGAUAAGUUGAAAGCAUAGGCCUGCCCUAAGUCUUUCUGUCUUGUGCUGUAGGAGGAGAUUGAGUAGUGGGAUUUCCCAGGUAGGACCACAACAGCUUCUUCACUUUUGUGUUGGCAGAGACAAUCCUGCCUGUGGUUCUUAAGAUGCAUCUCUGAGAUUCACUUUGGGAAAAAAAAGCACUAGCAUGUAAAAAAAAAAAAUAGAAAAGGAAGAGAAGGUUUCUUUGUGUGUUUUUGCCAUACCUGCUUAUUGAUACACUUAUUUUCCUCAGAUGUUGCUCUGCAGUCAUCUGCAGGAUAUUCUAGGCAAGAGGAAAGCUGACAGGGGCUGAAGAGAUCAACCACUAGCCCUAAGGGCAAAAUCCCAAUAGUACUUCUAGAAAUCUCUUUCAGAACCCAUCUCUCCUCUCACCCACAGCUCUUCACAGUAGCCUUACCAUUAUAUUUGCCAAAGGUUUUGGACAGCCUGUGGAGAGGUGACAUAUCUUCAGUUUCUCCUCAUCUUCAGGAGGAAUUGUGACAUUUCUGUAAUUCGACCCAUCAGGAAGAUUCCUUCAAACUAACAUUUAUUACCUCCAAUCAGAAUACAGCUGAAAAGGCUACCCAAGGUUAUAGAAAAGGUCGAGCUCUUGCUUUGGACUGGAAUUUGCUUUGGAAGGAAUUUGAUGGACCAAUUUAACCACCACAGCACAUCAAAACCUGGUGGCUUCAUUUAAAAAGUAAUCAGUAUUGUAUUUCGCUUUAGACAUCCGUGCAUUAGUGUUCUGCAAAUAUGAUUUCCUCUUUGUUUGCAUUAUUGAUGCCAUAAAAUGUCAGACACAUUAAAGAAAAAAAAAAAGGAGGCCAACCUUUGGGGUUUGGAAUGAUUCUAGCUGAAUUGCAGUUGGGUUACUUUCCUUUUUAUUUCCCAUGGCAGCGAUGCACUGUUACUCAUUCUGCUAUUGUUUUACAAAGAGUUCUCAGUAAGUGUAUUUAUUCAGCCAACCAUAUUUCAGGAAACACAUAACCUUGAUAUUUUUUCCUGUACGUGGCAGCAUGUGUGAAUGUGUGCUGGGGAGAGGAGGGGAGGUGGAGCUUUUGACAAGAGCCCUCCCAUGUCUGGUAGUGUGUUGGCUUUGUGCAAUGCUGCAUGAAUCCCUCCUGCUCAGGUGCCUGGCUUGAUUUAACCUCAAGAACUGACUUUUGCAAUCAGGGUUUGAGGUCUUCUGCUUUAGCACUGCCCAGAAUCUGUCAUCUGCUCUCACCAUUCAGCCGCCAUCUGCUAUCCACAGAGGUUCCUAGAUGUCUAUGCCACAGAGAUUACACAGUAAUUGAGUCUCAGGCAUGCGAUAGAGGAGUUUUAGCUCAUUCUGAUCCUGGACCAGCAGCAAGUUUGCUGAUUUAGCUUGGUUCCCACCCAAGGUUCGCUGACUACAGUUCCCAAGACAAAUAGUCAUAGCUGCUCAGUGCUGUUUCUCACAGACCAUUACAAGUACAGGCCUUGGAGGCUGUAGCUCUCUGCCUCACCUCUCUAUAAUGAAUGCGGAUCCAUUUUUCAGUGAUCCUGGGAAUUUUUUUGAAGGAUAUUCUCCCUCCUAAAAUCUAAGAAAUUCUCAAGCGUUCUCUCUUGUUGAAAAGUGAAGAAAUAAGGUGGAAAUAUCUCCCCUGUGUAGAGAUUUUCAUCAGUGGUAAAAUUUCAGCUUUUCCUCCCAGUGACUUGGGUGCAGGAGGAGAAGAAUACAAUGGAGCAGUCUAAGGAAGGGACUCAGCUAGGACCCAGACUGCAAAGUCAUCUGUUCACCUACUGAGCCAUGGCCAGUUUCAUACAGGAAGAGAUCCCCAGCUUUUCUUGAGCUUCAGAUUCCUGCCCAGCUCUCUUGUUUCUAUUCCAGUUCUGAGGAAUGACCGUCAGAUGACCUUCAGAUCUCCUUAUCUCCACAGAUCCUUGCCAGGGCUAUCCAAACAGCCCAAAGAAGUGAUGACAGGGGCUGAAUGGGUGUGUAAUUCAGUGUCUUUCUCUCCUUUUUCAUCAGGGGCAGAGAUAGUGAAAAUGACAGAACAGAAAAAUUAUUUUCCCCAACAGCAGUGAUCCAGUUUCUCUUUAAACUCUGAUAUUUAAGAUGCCAUACAGCAGUACCUAUAAAUAUGCCUUGAAAUGUUGAAUGAGCACACGAGUAUAUUUGAUUUUGUUUUUAUGCCUAUAAUUUCUCUCACCAAGAAUUCAGCCGUUACUCAGCUCCCAGCAGGUUGUUCUGAUUGCUGGAGAGAUGGUUGGGAUUGAUUCUGGCUGUGACCUGCUCCAGUCCAGCCUCAUUCUUAUGUAGCUAGAUUGAAACAAUAGAAAUCAGCAAGAGACUGAAUUGUUGUUCCUGUGAAAAUGAACCUUCUUGUGCAACUCCAGGCUAAAUGUAGAAGGCGUUGAUGACCCACAACUUUGAACUCAGUAAAGGCCGCAGGUACUGAGAGGCACUGAACAGAUGUUAGGAACAGAAUGGCAGGAGAAAGAGAAAUGCUGCAAGAGGAAAAAAAAAACCAAACCAACAAACAUUACAUCAGAAAAGACAGUGGUUGGUUUACAAUAUAAGAAAAUCCACUUCUGUGCAUGAGAAAAGACACAGAAUACUCACCCUGGUAACCAAGAACAUUGGCCACCAGGACAAGAGCAGCUCAAACCCCCUCUCACUUUUAAUUUCCUUCUUCUCCUGCUAAUGCAGAACAAAUCCUGGCUUAUGGCCUUCCUGGAAACUGAAAUUAAGAGGCAGAUUUGGGAGAGGAUGAGAGGGACUGAAUCCUGCUGGAUGAUACAACAGUUUUAAAGCCCAGGACCUCUCAGUAGCAAGUUCCUGGUGUGCCCUUUCUUGGAUUUUUUUUUUUUUUUAAUUACAAACCUUAAUUGCUUCAAGAAGUGUUCACAAAGAGCCUAAAACAGUUCAGUCCCUGGUCUCUUGGUAAGGUGGAGAUUUCGGCAGACGGACAGACGUCCUGAACCGCGUCCCUGCGGAUCAGCACCGCGGACAGCGGCACCGCCCGCGCUGCGCCCGGCCCGGCGCUGCGGCCGCCGCCGGAGGAGGAACCCGCCUCCCACGGAGGAACCUCACUUCUGGAAUGGUCAUGCCCACACUGCCCAGGGAACUGCUGUCUCACCCGUCCUUCGUUUCUCCCAUGUUUUUUUCCAGUGUGAAAUCAUUAUCUGGUAUCUUGUUUUCAAGUGAUGGAAGAGGGAUGGUUUAAAACACAAACCAAUCAUUCUAAUGCAAGGGAGAACCGUUUUGUCCUUCAGAGUUAAAUUCUCUGCCCCACUUUUUGCUGCACUGGUGUUUCACCUACGAAGGCUCCAUCUCUAGUUGGGAUUGUGAAAGGCUCUUAUCUUCUCAUCCAUUGAGACAGUUUGACAAAUGGAGAGAUAUUACCCUGGUAGCCCUUUAGAAACAGAAUCCUUAUUUUAUUGGAAGCAUCAUGUGAUUCAGAUUUCAGCCAUCAAUUGCAUUUACUGUUGGUAAAGGGUAAACAGACAAAUCUCUCGGAAAAUUGCAAGUAAGGGACAUAUAAAUGACACUGUGGCCACUGGAAGUUAUGUUCACAAAAAAUAAAAAAGGAGAAGCCAUAGUAGAGGGUUGUCAGAAUCAUAGAAUCAUGGAAUGGUUUGGGUUGGAAGAGACCUUAACAAUCACCUAGUUUCAACACCCCUACCAUGGGCAGGAACAUUUUCCACCUGACCAGGUUGCACAAAACCCUGUCCAUUCUGGCCUUGAAGAGUCAAAGAUGAAGAGCCAUGAAGACACCAACAGGCAGGGCCCCAAAUGGAGAAGCAGUCUUAACUCACAGAGGAAAAAAAGGCAAGUGUCAGCAUUUGUCUUGCUCAGGCUGCAUAUUUGGGAUUUCAUCCCACAGGUAUUCCUGGAUCACACUAAGGAAGCUAUACCCUCAAAUUAGGGUUGAAUGUCUCCUGGACCUAUUCAUCCUGGUGAGAAGCUGUUGGGCUGGAGCAUGAAGGCUCAUUAACAUGCCUGAAAAAUUUAGUGUGAAGAAGAAGAGCCAGAAAAACAGGCCAGAAAGUUGGGCUAUUCCCCCCACUCAACAUAUGCUGCUUUCUAGAAGCACUUUCCUCUGUAUCCCACCUCCCACACACUCCCCAGCUGUGACUGGAAGUUACUACAAUGGGACAUGUGGAUGGACACUCAGAGACAGAGAGGACUGGGAAGUGUCUGAGAAACAAGACUUCAAAACUUGUAAGUAGCAGUACUGAAAAUGAGGGAUUAAGGCCAGACUUGUGGUGCUUAGGGCUGUCUGGGAGUCAGGAAGGAUGAGCUUGCAGAGGAUGGCAAAGAUAAUUUAAUAAGGGGCUUGGAGAACAAAUGAUGCUAAGAUGAGGAAUCAAAGAAGCCUACUGGGACACGGGAAGAGCAAGGAAAUGGACAAGGAUUUGAUUUCCAGUGAAGGGUCAGUGAUCAAGAGAGUGGUGAAAGUCAGAUAGGACCUGUGGUGAAGCAGAAGAGAGCCCUGGUUGGGGAAGAACUAUGGAUGUGAGGAAAGGGUCCCCACAGAAUGAUGUGUGCUCAUCCAAGUGGGUCCUGAAGGUUUCUCCAAACCUACAGUUCUGCUGGGCUUCCUACAGGCCCCCAAUUUCUGCAUCAAACCCAACAAACACCAUAACUUUAACAGCAUUCAUUUUGCUCUCUGACAGCUCUGGUUUCAGUACUUACAGUCUAAAUUGUUUUAGUUUCCCUCAAUCCUCCCGUUCAACCCCCACAACCAGCUAAUUCCUUGUGUGAAGGAGAAUUGGCUUUUUUUUAAAGUUUUCUAUUAUUUUUUCCCAGAAGUGUCCAUUAAAUUUUCAGCUAAACUGUAAGGCAAUUUUUUGCAUGAGAGCUUUACAUAGAUAGGCUUAAAGCAGAACAAAAAUAAAUAAAUAACUAUACUAAAUUACCUCCCCCUCCCCCACAUGUCUUAAUGAAGUGCUGUUUUACAUAAGUUAUUUCAAGAGAAAUGAAGUAUUUUUGGGCAGGAAAGCAAUCAACAUUUAUUUAAGUUUCCAGGAGUGUUGCAACUCCCUCUGAAUCUUCUGGGUCAGGCAAGGAGGCAAGUUUUCCACAGGUAAAGAUUGAGGAUACACAGCCUUCUUGGGUGAAGGCUGUCUUGGGGUGUUCAGGCUGUGCUUGGGAAUGUUUUUAGGGACUGCAUUGGGCACUUGCCUCUGGUAAUUUCUCCAGGGUUUGUGUGUUGAAGCAGUGCUGUCUGUCAGUGGUUUGUGUGGCAGCAUGAAGCCUAGGCAGAAAUAUCGUUCUGAUUUCCUGUGCUGGCCUCAAAAAAAACCCCCAUGCACCUUCCAGAAAUCUGCAAGGGGAGACCUAAUUUCUAGGCAACUGCUCCUCCUCCCAGCUGAACUGCCCUUCAGCAGUGCAGGCAGGCUUGGUCCCCAGAAGGUGCAGCUCCACAGCUCACUCUGGCAGGUACCAGACCACCUCUCUGGUACUGAGAGAAGGAUGGGGCUACAGCUCAGAGGAAAGGCAAUUUGCUGACAUUUGUGUUGUUACUAUUAUUUAAACCAGCUUAUUUUAAUCUCUGCUAAUGUCAUGGAAAGACUGCACGAGCAGAGAACAAUCCCUCUGGUGAUCUAUGUUGAAUUGAUUUCUAUUUUUUGGCAGCCUUUUUUUACACUAUGCACUAAUCCACGUUUGCUUAGUCUGGGGCUUCUUUUGCAUCUUUUGAGCCCUAUUUGCCAUUUUGCAAGUGAAUUGGUGGUUCUCAAUCUUCUCCAAACUGCAGUCGUCCCUUCUCCAAACCAAAAUUCACCAUUUUCUCCUGCUGGGAACAAGCCAGGUUAUCCCUUCAGGGAGAAUCUGGUGAGAGCAAGGAAGCUGUGAUCUCUGCCUGCCCACCCCACCUCCACUGGCUCCAACUCAGAGGAUGAAGAACUCUGGUCUGAGUUUUGGCCAAGGUAGGGUCCCUGCUUGUCCCCUGCCUGCCACAUCAUGUGCAUCAAGCUACCCUGGAAGGGGAUGACUGAUACAGCAUUAGUCACACUUACAUGAAGAAUUUUUUUAAAUUAAGAAUUUGCAGUGAGGUCCAGGGACCUGUCAAAGUGCUGAGGUAUUUACCCUCCCCAGACCUUCCCUUCCUUCCUGCCCUGCUUUGGCCCUUCCUCUCUCCCCAGCCUUGAAAUGAAACAGAAAAUUAUUUUUUUAAAACUGUGUUGAUAAUUUAUGUUUAGUAUAAAGGAUGAUUUAAUGGCAUCACCAAAGGUCAUUUUUUUCAUCUCCGUGUUACUACCCCAGCCCCAGAGGCUGUGCAUCCCCUCUUUCCCAUAACUCCACUGCCCUCCCUUCCAUCCACCUCACCCAUCCUCUGUCAUCACCCCACCCCAGCGUUCCACGCACCCGACACCCGCUCCAGGUUCAGCCAAUGGCCGAUGGAGAACAGAGAUUUCAAACUGAAACCUCCACUCCAGACCACCCCCAACUGAAACCAUCUCCACCCUGAAAACAGUCAGUUGCUGCAAACGACAGGCAGACUCAUUUCUUGAACUAUGUAAGGUUUUUUUUAAAGCCUUUUAUACCUAUUUACGUGUGCGCGUGCGUGCACCGAGGGUGCACAGCGGUACCUGUGUGCACAAAUGCACACGAAUCUCUCUCUCAAGUAUAAAUAUAUUGUAUGUUAGAGCUGUAAAUACUCCUUGGUCAAGUGUCUAUGUCUUCUUCAAGGUAUCAUAUCCUCAGUGUUACGUUAACAACUCCAUUUAUUGAUUGAUGAAACUAUGUGUAGACCUGUACCCUCCUGACAUAGUUUAUGUAGCUCUCUCUUCUCAAAUAAAGUACAAAACUACCACCA